Oncorhynchus masou masou (cherry salmon) is the source of this 2046-nucleotide messenger RNA. RefSeq lists its product as uncharacterized. The record is from RefSeq and is a predicted model, not a curated record. Gene Ontology annotation, cellular component: membrane. Gene Ontology annotation, biological process: adaptive immune response. Gene Ontology annotation, molecular function: signaling receptor activity. Bases 133 to 921 code for a protein of 262 amino acids. NCBI's taxonomy places the organism in Eukaryota, Metazoa, Chordata, Actinopteri, Salmoniformes, Salmonidae. The transcript has 4 exons.
AGGUGGGAGAACUAUACAUGUACACAAUGCAUAACCGCAGAGCUUCACAGUUUAGUAGUCUAUAGGAAAUAGUCCUCCUCGCAUGAUUCAGCAUUAGGGUGAUAUUCUAGAGCAGGUCAUGUGGAUCAAUACAUGAGUAAAACCAUGAAGACCAGCUGGUAUUUCAUUUGGAUAUUCAUUCUCACACUGAUGAUCAGCACUGCCCGUCAGGAGGUGAUGUACAUAAAGGGCUCAGAGGGGCAGUCAGUGGAUCUCUCCUGUACACCUCAGCAGACAGGUGGAGCCCCUGUCAGUCUCUACCUGACCCACAGGUGUGUCCGGCCUGAGAGGGAGGUGCUGUUCAUGGCCAAGGACCGGAGUCCCGGGACGGUGAGGGUUAACCGGCUGUACAAAGAUCGUCUGAAGGUCACAGGCGGAUUGAACUCUGACCUGCUCAACGUGACCAUAGCCCAUCUACAGCGCACAGACACAGGCCUGUACAUCUGUGAGUUUGUCUACACAGCUGACCCCUCUGACCGAACAGUCUCCGGCAGUCUGGAAUUCUUCCUGUUUGUUGACGGGACAGAGAGUGUGUGUCAGUGCUCCAGCUACCCCCCACUGAUCUACACCAUCUCUGCAGCAGCUGGCCUGCUUCUCCUCGUCCUCAUCUGCCUGUGUGCAGUAGAGUGUGCUAAGCUGAGAAAACGUCAUAAAACACAAGCCCCCAUCCCCAUCUAUGAGGAAAUGAACAGUGGGUGUCGAGGAGCUGGAAGUGCCCAAAAUAACCAUCCCGUGCCUACACACCUGGAGGAAACAGAGUCCCCUGUGUACGCCAACCCCCAGGCCAGACAAGCACAGGAGAACCACUACGCCAACCCCCAGGCCAGACAAGCACAGGAGAACCACUACGCCAGCCCCCGACAGAUCACUCUGAAGCCCUGAGCGAACCACAGAGGGUGCGUGUAAUGUCCCCCUAAUGUUUUUUAAAGGGGGAGUGGAUGGUAAAAAUAACAGUACCAGAGUUCCAGAUGUAGAUAUAUACAUGUUCUAACCCACUCUGACAGGUGGUGGGAAAGAAUUGCUUUUUCAAGUGUGUGCAAGAUCAUAAACUAUUGGUCCCACACCUCACCUCUCUUUUCUACAGUGUCAAGGAGUCACCCAAUAUGGUUGCCCAACAAACCCACCUACAGGAUGAGAAUGGAAAAGUCAGAGCUAGUACAUAGGUCACUGGGCCUGUAUAGGUGUACUAGUGGUGAUGCCCUCAGAACAGGAUCUAAUAGGGAAAACUCCAAUCUGCAAACUAAUUGACAAACACCAACAUCAAGAACUGACCACAACACCCUUUAACAGACCAGAACAAAACUGCAAUUUUAUUAAUAGAUGAAAGAAGCUCCAUAGUUCAUGAAAACAUUGUUUUCGGUGCAUGUCAUUUAACAAUCACAUUCUAUGAGGAGAAAGAGAUACAUUGAGAAAAUAAAUCAUUACAAGCCAACUGACUCUUCUUUAAAUCUCAGUACAGACAUUUUUCCUUAAUAUUUCAAAAACAAAAAAGGCAAAAAGCAGCCCUAACCCCUAAUUCCCGCCCCACCCAUCAUCCCAACAAAAACACAAUAACUGAAUGAAACGACAGAACAUACAGAUGGGGUGACGGGCACAGUGCUAGAGUAAGAUGCUCAUUGGUUUAGGAAUACACAGUAUAGCCAUGUAGCGCGAUGUCAAUCUGAAUACACAGUAUAGCCAUGUAGCGCGAUGUCAAUCUGAAUACACAGCAUAGCCAUGUAGCGCGAUGUCAAUCUGAAUACACAGCAUAGCUAUGUAGCGCGAUGUCAAUCUGAAUACACAGCAUAGCCAAGUAGCGCGAUGUCAAUCUGAAUACACAGCAUAGCCAUGUAGCGCGAUGUCAAUCUGAAUACACAGCAUAGCCAUGUAGCGCGAUGUCAAUCUGAAUACACAGCAUAGCCAUGUAGCGCGAUGUCAAUCUGAAUACACAGUAUAGCCAUGUAGCGCGAUGUCAAUCUGAAUACACAGCAUAGCCAUUUAGCGCGAUGUCAAUCUGAAUACACAGCA